Phytophthora sojae is the source of this 744-nucleotide messenger RNA. RefSeq lists its product as hypothetical. Lineage: Eukaryota; Oomycota; Peronosporomycetes; Peronosporales; Peronosporaceae. The record is from RefSeq and is a predicted model, not a curated record. The annotation marks the transcript as partial. The transcript is spliced from 10 exons.
UCCCCCACCAGCAGCCCACCACCUGUGGCUACACGACCCCUAGCGAUGGCACCAAUAGCGCGCCUCGGUCCCGAUUCUCGCCUUGCCCACCAGCAGUCACCACCAGUGGCUACACGACCCCUAGCGAUGGCACCAAUAGCGCGCCUCGGUCCCGAUUCUCGCCUUGCCCACCAGCAGUCACCACCAGUGGCUACACGACCCCUAGCGAUGGCUCCAAUAGCGCGCCUCGGUCCCGAUUCUCGCCUUGCCCACCAGCAGUCACCACCAGUGGCUACACGACCCCUAGCGAUGGCACCAAUAGCGCGCCUCGGUCCCGAUUCUCGCCUUGCCCACCAGCAGUCACCACCAGUGGCUACACGACCCCUAGCGAUGGCACCAAUCAGGCCACCACCUGUGGCUACACGACCCCUAGCGAUGGCACCAAUAGCGCGCCUCGGUCCCGAUUCUCGCCUUGCCCACCAGCAGUCACCACCAGUGGCUACACGACCCCUAGCGAUGGCACCAAUGUCUCGUUGGCGGAUCCCCUCACCACCAGUGGCUACACGACCCCUAGCGAUGGCACCAAUAGCGCGCCUCGGUCCCGAUUCUCGCCUUGCCCACCAGCAGUCACCACCAGUGGCUACACGACCCCUAGCGAUGGCACCAAUAGCGCGCCUCGGUCCCGAUUCUCGCCUUGCCCACCAGCAGUCACCACCAGUGGCUACACGACCCCUAGCGAUGGCACCAAUAGCGCGUUGGCCGUAA